AUGUCCACUUCACACUCCUUCCCCGCCGCCUCGCCGUCGCACCAACAGUCGGCUCUGUACGCAAACUCGCCCCACGGCCACGCCCUCAUGGCCGCCCCUGCUGCCUUGAAUCGCUCCUUUUCCGACAUGAGCGCCUUCCACCACCAUGCCAUGGAUAAGCCUCAGAUAUAUACCGCCGUCUAUUCGGGCGUAUCAGUCUACGAAAUGGAGGUUAACCGUGUCGCCGUCAUGCGCCGCCGCUCUGACGGCUGGCUUAAUGCUACUCAGAUCCUCAAGGUUGCCGGCGUCGAUAAGGGAAAGCGCACAAAAGUAUUAGAAAAGGAGAUUCUUACCGGCGAACACGAAAAAGUACAGGGCGGUUAUGGAAAGUACCAAGGCACAUGGAUCAACUACCGCCGCGGACGCGAAUUUUGUCGCCAAUACGGCGUCGAAGACGUCCUGCGUCCGCUUCUCGACUAUGACAUUACCCUCGAUGGCAGCCAUGCACCGGGUCACGCCAUAGAAACCCCUACAAAAGAACAGGCCAUGGCUGCCAACCGUAAACGCUUCUACACACAAAGCAUCGAUGGCCGCACCACUACCCAAAAUCUCACAGGCACCUUUUUCAGCAAUAUUUCGUCGACGGCCACGAGUGCCCUUGCAGCAAUGAACAAGGUUGCGCGACUCAAUUCACCUGCUCCCCGACCGUCUUCUUCGUCUCAGAGGCGCACAAGCGCCACACGCCCGUCGCAGUCACAACCUCCUCUCGCCAGCCAAGAUUCAUUUCGCACAAGCAGCCAACAGAGCAUUACCUCGGAACCAAGCUUCGCCGGACACAAUGGCCAAACAGAUUCCGCCUAUGCCACUGCCGUCGAUGAGUCACAGGAACCACCAAGGAAGCGCAUUCGGGCCUCGCAUGACGACUCCUAUUCCCAACCUACCGCAGCAGACAUGUCAAUACAUCCUCUAAGCUCGCCAACGGAGCCAAGUGAGAGCUUCGACCAGCACCAUCCCGCACAGCCCAUUACUCUUGCAGACGGCGAUGUCCCCACCGCUUUACCGCCACUACCGUAUCCCGACACCAAGCAAGAUGAAGAGAAACAGGCCAUGUUGACGGAUUUGUUCGCCGAUCAGACGAGGUCGGAUUUCACAAACCAUCCCGCCAUAUUACAUCUCUCCGGCCCGGAUCUCGAUAUGCCCAUCGAUAACUCCUCAAAUACAGCCCUCCAUUGGGCGGCAACGCUGGCCCGCGUCUCGCUGAUCCGACUACUGGUAUCCAAAGGAGCAAACAUGUUUCGAGGAAAUGCUUCCGGUCAGACUGCUUUGAUGAGUGCAGUUUCGGUGAACAAUAGCCUGGAUCAUAGCUGUUUCCCGGAAACCCUAGAAAUUCUGGCCCCAUUGAUCGAGCUACGCGACUCCCAAGGACGAACAAUAUUACAUCACAUUGCGGUCACGUGUGCUAUCAAAGGACGUGCAGCCUCGAGCAAAUAUUACCUUGAGGCACUCCUUGAGUAUCUUGUCCGCAGUAACAUUGGUGGCGGCCAACCACCUCCGUUUCAUGAUACCAGCAAUCACUCUAAACCUAUCGGCUUAAUGAGGUUUAUGCAAGAAAUGGUCAACGCACGGGACAAAGCUGGCAACACGGCCUUGAACUUGGCAGCACGGAUAGGCAACCGCAACAUCAUCUCUCAACUCAUGGAAGUUCAGGCCGACCCCACCAUUCCGAAUCAUAAAGGCACGAGGCCAAUGGACUUUGGAGUUGGCACCGACUUGGGUGACGGACAAGGGAUCAUCACAGCGACCAGUCCCACAAAGGCCAAGGCGCCGCUGAGUAAAGCUGAAGAAACGAGCCGAGAGAUACAACCUUUAAUGAGUGGCAUCCUCCAGUCAGCGUCCCUGCAGUUUACGCAAGAAGCGCGUCUAAAACAAGAUGCGAUUGACCAGACUAACGAGCUUAUCACACAGUUAUCCAGUCAGCAGAAGCAAGAGCAACAAAAGUUACAAACACUUCGUGCACGCUUACGCCAAAGACAAGAUCGCGCCAAACGGAUAUCGAAUCUUAAACGAUGGCUGGAACCCCAACGACACAUGCUUUCAGUCAACGACGGUGCCAUUGAUUUGCACGAUAAGAAAAGAAUCGGGUACGCUGAUACCCAAGGUGCAGGUUUGCUCAUCAAAGAAGACGACCUUCCCUAUGAGCUUCGACAAGCAGGGGACCACCUGGAUAGGCGUGCCUCUGAUGGUCCAAUCUAUCUGUCGACGUCCGUACCUUUGGACCCAUCUACGCUCAGCCAAGUGUCGCAUCAGCCCCAAUGCCAGAAUUUCCUUCUCCAACAAUUACCAGCCGCGUCUGUUCUUCGGCAGCGGAUCGAGACGUACACUGCUACGAACACGGCGCUUCUCAAGCGUAGCAGAAUGUUGAAAGAAAAGGACGGACAGCUGGAGAUGAUGUAUCGCAAAGUCGUCAGCCUAUGUACAAAGGUAGAAGAAAACCGAAUCGAAGAGUGUCUCGAAGGGUUAGUGGCGGCCUUGGACAGCGAAGAAGGCGAAGGCGUCGAAGUUGGCCGUGUAAGAGAGUUUUUGAGAAAAGUCGAGGGUGUCGACUAG
Messenger RNA from Bipolaris oryzae ATCC 44560, 2586 nucleotides. RefSeq lists its product as uncharacterized. Gene Ontology annotation, molecular function: transcription coactivator activity; DNA binding; protein binding. The transcript has 3 exons. Gene Ontology annotation, cellular component: MBF transcription complex; SBF transcription complex. The coding region runs from base 1 to 2586 and encodes 861 amino acids. Lineage: Eukaryota; Fungi; Ascomycota; Dothideomycetes; Pleosporales; Pleosporaceae. The record is from RefSeq and is a predicted model, not a curated record.